Molecule: messenger RNA, 690 nt
Organism: Leptosia nina
Lineage: Eukaryota; Metazoa; Arthropoda; Insecta; Lepidoptera; Pieridae
Source: the annotation of a GenBank genome assembly
AUGGAAGAACGUGAGGAACCCAGAAUUAUUAUGCGUACAGUGUAUGAGUUCCAACAUAUAAUUACCACUAUUUUAGAGUUUCAAAUAAUAUUUAUGGGAUUCGAGUUUCAGAAGACUCUAGCAUCAAUAGCUGAUGAGCUAUCACAUUUAAAUGCGCAGAUAAAAACAGGUAACAAGGAAAUAGUUAUUUCAAACUCGGUACCAUCAAUCCGAUCUUCGGCCACGUUAUAUACAGAAACGUGUGAUGUUGUAGAACGGUUCAACGCCUGCAAUGGCCUUCUUGUUUUUUCAUUCAUAAUCUUGUAUACUCUUCAAUUAGUCUUCACUGCAGAUAGUUUGGCUAAUACUUUGCAAUACAAUAAGCUGAAUAGUCGGUUGGCAGUAAACUGCUGUUUAGAUGUUAUGUGGUUAUUAUUUCAUAAUAUCAGAACCAUCAUUUUUAUCCAACCGUGGCAUAGAAUAUCCAAGGAGGUGUGCCAAAUUAAGAUUCAAUUGGGCAAAUUACUGCAAGGUCUUGCGGCAUAUGAGAAAGAAAUUUUGUGGGAAAGCAAAGUUUUUUACACUGAGGUCAUGAUUAACAAUGCCGAACUAAAGCCGCUAGGAUUGUUCACCGUGUCACGUUAUCUCUUCGUACAGAUUAUGAGCGUGGUGAUUACUUAUACACUUGUCGUCGUUCAGCUGCGUAACUAA